UUACAAAACGAAGGCUGAAGGGAUAACGGUAAAGUCUUAAACUGGGCGACACUCGGAUGUGCCCGAGCGGACGACAACUUCUAGGCAGGAAAAACGAUGCCCAGCAAGACUGAUGUGUGUUGUCUUGUGGCUAUCGUCUGCCUCGUUUUGGAGUUGGCGUCUGCCCAGUCUACUCGGAAGACGAUCUGGAAAGGUGACCUGAAGACAUCAGUAUGGAAUACUGAACGGGCAAAAAUCUUACCUUUGUAUGGAUCUAGCUGCAACCUUCUGUGUUUAUCGGGUAUUCUUUCUUCUGCCGAUGGCUGUACCUGCUACACAAAUUUGUGUACGUCUUCGACCUGUCGAUCGCAUGAAGUGUGCCAGACACGUACCACGAGGUAUAAAACGUUUGCAAUGUGCUGUCCCCGUAAACGUCACAGAGUGUGCUGGAACCGACCCCGCUACAACAUGAGAUUUGGUCGUCGGUUCUACUUCUACAGCCAUCAAUCCGAUAGCUGCCACACCUUCCAGGCCAAGAGAUUCGACCGCACUUCCUACUUCACCAAUGCCAGGGCGUGUCUCCGACAGUGUAAAUGCAGGCGCCCUGACCACGAAAGGCGCGUGUAUCAAUAAACCAGUUUAUAUCCGGGCUCAGGACAGAAUACCAAUGCCGGUUUAAAGAGAGGACUCAAGACAUCUUGUUAUACACUUCCAGCACCCCGACGGAAAACCCCAUCAAUGUCUGUGAAGGAUGUAGUCAUUUUACAAAGAGGUCCGUUUC
This is a messenger RNA of Haliotis rubra (blacklip abalone), 760 nucleotides long. RefSeq lists its product as uncharacterized. The transcript has 6 exons. Bases 97 to 612 code for a protein of 171 amino acids. The record is from RefSeq and is a predicted model, not a curated record. Lineage: Eukaryota; Metazoa; Mollusca; Gastropoda; Lepetellida; Haliotidae.